AUGGCUUCCCAACGCCUCAACUUCGGUCUACCACCAUGCAUCCCUUCUUCUGUCCAGGUAUGGACUGAACUCGUCCUGGAAGAUUCAUUCACUUACCUGAGAGAAGCGCCUCGGGGCCAGUCACGGCAGCUGCCACGAGCAGACGAGCGGCCCGCCACGAAUCCAGCGGAGGCACAUGAGUCCAGCGAGACUGAAGGCACAGAAGCCACCAGACCGUCCAGAGAAGAGCAUGACCGGGAUGUCGUCAUGUCAGAGGAAGGAGCUACCACCGUGGAUGACUUCGAAGUCGACCCCAACUCGGACCGACGCAAAAGACGGAAGUUGACGCCAGCGGAGGGCACCUGCCUUAAGGCUAAGCUCACUCAGGAAGAAAACGGGCAGGAGGUUGCUCCUGCCAACCAUGAACCAUGGCUUCGUCAGCUGGUGAGUGCCGCAAGUGAAGUGCCGGACCAACAGACGCUACCACCAGUCACUGAGGAUGUUUACAAUGAGGAUGGUGCCCCACCCGUCGAGCCAGAUCAGGACCGUCGCAGCACUCUUGAGGAUCUUCCUCCCACACCACCACCACAAACCGCAGAAGAAUCGUUGGAAGAUCAUCUCGACCCACCAUCGACACCGGACACGAUGGCGAAGCGCGCCGGGGGCACAUUGGCGUCUACGCCGAAACGUCCGAAGAAAGCAACGCCAACGAGACGUAGCAAUCGACAGUCUGGCAAGUUGGCUUUCAAGAACGGUCGCCUAGUGGCUUCGAAACAACUCACUAUUUCGUACACGAAUGUCUCGAAGGAUCCCACCUCCUUUGGUCAGAAGAUCGAAGCGAUCUUGAAGCAGGAAAAGGCGGAGAAGCCUGAGGUUGUCCAAGAAGCGCAAUCCUCGGCAUUUAUGAUCAAACGAGUGGCAACAGCAAAGUCACCCAAGCAACCAAAGGUCGUCCACCCAUUCUUCUUAGGCAAGGCUGCGCCUCAGAAGCAGGACACGGCACUGAGCGAUACUUCAUCGGCUAAAGACGUUACUACGCAGUCAAAGCCUGUCAAGUCGUGGAAUGAUCUCGGCUUGAGCAAUACCAAGGCAAUACGCGCCAAAGAUAGCCAGCUCGUUUCCGUACCCUGGGUGCCUCUCGAGUUGCAACACAUCGGCGUCGACAAGCCGACAGUGUCACAUGCGACUGUCGCGACUGACGCGACUCGAUCCAAACAGAAAGCUCAGCAAGUCAACAUCUCCGCGCAGGAGGAUAUCUUGAACGCCUUUGCGUCCAAGCUAAAGACUGCUCUCUCCGCAAACACAGACAAAUCUUUGCACAUUCCGACUCAGUGGCGUACAACUGGAAAAGACUUGCUUCAACAAGUACAAAAGGGCAAAGUCAACGUGCAGAUCACACCAAACCUUGUCGAUCUACAACGACGCAUCAUGAACGACCAGAGUGCAUUCGACAAGGGCUUGCCCGCCGGUCCACUCGAUUGGACGCACGCUUAUGCUCCGAAGUCGACCGCUGAGGUACUCCAGCCACAAGCAAGCGAUUUCAGAGAAUGGCUAAAGAAGCUCGAGGUCCACAACGUGCAGACGAAGUUGUCAGAACUCAAGAAGAACAAGCGCCAAGGAAGUCCCAAGAAGAAAGGACGGAAGAAGCGAGCCAGUGACCUCGAUGAUUUCCUCGUCUCUGACGACGAAGACGAUAGUAAGGGAGCAUCGGUCAAGAAUGCAAUAAUCAUCUGUGGUCCGCAUGGUUGUGGCAAGACAGCUUCGGUCUACGCUGCGGCACGAGAAGUCGGCUUCGAGGUCUUCGAGAUCCACCCAGGCAUGAGAAGAACUGCUAGAGACAUCUACGACAAGGUCGGAGACGUGACACACAACCACAUGGUCCAGACCAACAAAGCUUCAACACCUUUCAGCCGUGCAUCAAGCGUUGUGAGCGACUCUCAAGACAGUGUUGUCGAGGUGCAGAAGCCAGAUCCGAAACAGAAGUCUCUCGGGACAUUCCUUGGACAGAAAUCAGUCGAGAGCAUUGUCGCAUCAGUGGAAGCAAAGGAAACGGCAUCGCAGAAGCAGGUUCUCAUUCUGUUCGAAGAGGUAGAUGUGUUAUUCGAGGAAGACAAGACCUUCUGGAGCGGCGUGCAGACCAUCAUGGCCAAUUCGAAGCGACCAGUCGUCAUGACAUGCAAUAGCCUGCAGUCACUUCCCAUGGAGGAGCUCGACGUUGCUGCUAUUCUGCACUACCAGACGAUUCCGAUCGAAGCAGCAGUUGAGCACCUCGUUCAUGUUGCCGCAGCUGAAGGUCACCUCCUUGAGCGAGCUGCAAUUCGUGCACUCUACAUCAGUCGUGGUGAGGACCUACGUGCAGCGCUAGAAGAGCUCGAUUUCUGGUGUCAGAUGACUGUCGGCUCGAAGAUGGGAGGACUCGAUUGGAUCCACAACGUUGAACGCUCUGACCAGAACGCGGCGGAAACUGGCUCACGCCGAAUUGUAUCCCAGGACACCUUCACUCAGUACAUAAACAUCGUUCCAGACCCUCACCACAGCGACCAAGACCUCCUUGCCUUCGCUCAGAACAGUCUGGAUGUAUCGAUCAUGGAGUGGCAGAAGAACCAAAGUUUACUCGCAACUGAAGUAGGAACCAAUGUCGGAGCCAAGCUGAAGCAACUCGAGGAGGCUGAGAACAUGGCAUCUGCUCACAGCUUCAUGGACGUCUGCGACGACUCAAUCCUCCCAAUGCUUUCUACCGCCGCUGCCGCCCGCUCAAACCGCCGCAAACCAAUCACGCGCAUCGACAUCUCCUACCACAUCCUCAACAACGCCGACCCUUCAAACAUGCUCCGCCAGGACGCGUUCUUUGCCGCUCUAGAGCCUCUACACGACGAUAUGAGAACGUUCCCACCCCCACAAGGUCGCACCGCUGCGUCUUUGGACUCCAAUGCCACUUCUGUCGUAACCGAAGUCGCGCCAUUUGUCCGCCAGAUCGCCCGCCAAGACCAACAGAUCGCGCGCCAGCGUGAGGAGAUCGAUGCAGGCUCUCAGGGUAGCUCAGGAGGACCGAAGCGCAAGACGAGGGCUGCGAGGGCUGCUUUGGAGGGUGGAAGCGUGGCUGGAACACGUGUUGAGCGCUAUCUGCCGAAGGAACUGGAGCUGGAGGAUGUGGUCGCUACGGGUGGUGACUGGAUGGUUGACAAUAUGUCUAUCUGA
Messenger RNA from Cyphellophora attinorum, 3177 nucleotides. RefSeq names its product Telomere length regulation protein elg1. The transcript has a single exon. The coding region runs from base 1 to 3177 and encodes 1058 amino acids. Gene Ontology annotation, molecular function: ATP binding; DNA binding; ATP hydrolysis activity. The record is from RefSeq and is a predicted model, not a curated record. Gene Ontology annotation, cellular component: nucleus. Lineage: Eukaryota; Fungi; Ascomycota; Eurotiomycetes; Chaetothyriales; Cyphellophoraceae.